Cyprinus carpio (common carp) is the source of this 885-nucleotide messenger RNA. Its product is annotated as protein BTG1-like. The record is from RefSeq and is a predicted model, not a curated record. Lineage: Eukaryota; Metazoa; Chordata; Actinopteri; Cypriniformes; Cyprinidae. Gene Ontology annotation, cellular component: nucleus; cytoplasm. Gene Ontology annotation, biological process: negative regulation of cell population proliferation; negative regulation of mitotic cell cycle.
UACCAUCAGAGCUCGGAACAACAGCCGCACGUAGCGCGAGUCACCGCCGGAGGAGGAAGUCCGUGGUCGAAAAUAGCGUUUUAUUUGGCCGUUUUCACUACCGCGUCGAUAAAACCACUUCCAUCAGCUGCGGAAACGCUUUGUAUCCCUAAACCGAAUCACUGAAGCAGCUCAUGCGAAAUCUUCACGAUGAAAACCGAAGUGUCUACUGCUGCUAACUUUGUCACCCGUCUGCUGAGAGGAACGGGACUGCUUUCAGAAGAACUGCUGCAGCAGUUCAGAUUCUCUCUGGAAGAAGCUUUAGGGGAUCAUUAUCAGCACCACUGGUUCCCAAACGCACCCUGCCGAGGUUCGGGUUACAGGUGCAUCCGGAUCAACCACAAGAUGGACCCUUUGAUAGGCAAAGCGGCCUGUACGAUCGGACUCACAAAAGAGCAACUCUUUUCACUGCUGCCAAGCGAACUCACCAUGUGGAUCGACCCGUAUGAAGUGUCCUACCGGAUCGGAGAGGAUGGGUCCAUAUGCGUCCUCUAUGAGUCCACACCUCCGGACACAAACCAGCCGGAAAGCUGCAAAGAUGAACUGAGAAUCAGACGGCCGAGUCCGUCCAAAUCCUUCAGCAUGAUGACCUGCUCCAGCUGAAGAGUGAUUCUGUGUAAUUAACUGCUUGUGAGCUUCGCCCACAUUCAGUUUCUUCUUAAACCUUGUUUUUUUUUUUUUAGACAGAUUUUUUUUAAAUCAACGUGAAAUCUUCAUCCUAUUGACCUCAUGGUGAAAACAAAUGUAUUUUGAUUAAAUGUGUUUUAAGCUCCCUGUACAGUCAUGUUGAAUAUGUUUUUUUUUUUUUAAUUUCUAUUAAAAUGUUUCUAUGAAUUUCUAAAAAAA